Arabidopsis arenosa is the source of this 798-nucleotide messenger RNA. The record is from the annotation of a GenBank genome assembly. Lineage: Eukaryota; Viridiplantae; Streptophyta; Magnoliopsida; Brassicales; Brassicaceae.
AGAGCUCACAAAAGCAAAAAAACAAAAAGAAGAAGAAGAAGAAAGCAAUCAAUCUGUCAAAGAAGAAGAAGACACGAUGGGUUUCUAUUGGGCACGUAAGUUACUCGUAAUCCUCCUGGUUACUGCGUUCGUCUUCUCCGGGAGUGCGGAAGCGUGGAGCUGGAGUUGGGGUUCUGACCAGUCUGGUUCGAACGGGGGUUGGGGAUGGAGCUCCGGAAACUCUGGUGGUUCUUCUGGCUCGGGUUCAGGUGGUUCGGACUCCAACUCGGAUGGUUCAAGCUGGGGUUGGGGAUGGAGCUCCGACGGAACAGAUACAAACUGGGGUUGGGGAAGCAGCUCUGGCUCACACCAUUCAAGCGGCACUGGCUCUACACACAACCAAUGGAGUUCAAAGCAUGCCCCAUUCUACGUCAACGAUGUUCUUGUUUUCAAGUAUAACAACAAUGACCAAACCCAAUCCAAGACGAAGCACCAUAACAAGAAGAAGAACGACGUCUACUUGCUCCCAGACAUGAAGAGCUUCAAGAGAUGCGAUGUGGCCAGAGGCAAGAAGCUGGUGGCACGAGGAGGUUCAUCAUCAAGAGGCUUCAAAUUGCUUCUCCGCAAGGUUCAGACUUACUACUUCGCCAGUGGAGACCAUAUAGGCUGCAACCACAACAUGAAGUUCUCUAUCCACCCAAUUCCCCACCCUUCUUCACACUAACUCUAAAUCCACUUAGCUUGUUCUUUCCUUUUCUUUGAACUUUGAGUUUGUUUCUAUUCUACGCUUUUCUUGGUUAAUUAAUAUUCGUUAUACAA